CAAGGAACCUUGAAGUUGAACCAGGAAAAGACUGCACUUGUGGGGGAGACAGUUUAACCCACUGCAAAGAUGAAGCUGCUGCUCCUGUGUCUGGGGCUGACCCUGGUCUGUGCCUUCCAUGAAGGAGAAAUGGAUGUUGUGGAGAACUUUGAUCCAUCAAAGAUUACUGGAAAGUGGUUUUCCAUUCUCUUGGCCUCUGACCAAAAAGAAAAGAUAGAAGAAGAAGGUAGUAUGAGAGCUUUUGUGGAAUAUAUUGAUGUCUUGAAGAACUCUUCCCUGUUGUUUAAAUUCCAUGCCUCGUAUCAUGGAACCAAUGUGUUUAGUGUAGCUGAUGUGGAAUAUGAAGAAUACAUUAUAUUUUUUGCCAAGAAUGAGGAGAAUUUCCUAUUGGUUGAACUCUAUGGCCGACAACCAGAUGUGAGAACAGAAAUUAAGGAAAAGUUUGUGGACUUUUGUGCAAAACAUGGAAUUGCUGAGGGAAAUAUAGUGGACAUGACAAAAGUUGAAGAUCCUUGUCUUCAGGCACGAAGUGAUGAAGAGGUCUAAGCCUCCAGGGAUCUUCUGAAAAAGUUGUGACCUGAGUUCCAACAAACACAGAUUUCAUCCCUGCAUCUUCAAGAUCGUCCUCCCUAAUCACCUGGAAUGACUUAAUCCAUCAAGAAUCAAGCUUUUCUCUACAUUUCUCUGUGCCAUGCCCAGGACAACUCUACUUGAAUAAGUUCUGCCUCUACCUGUUCAAUAAAUGAUUAGCCUGCA
Molecule: messenger RNA, 756 nt
Organism: Perognathus longimembris pacificus (Pacific pocket mouse)
Lineage: Eukaryota; Metazoa; Chordata; Mammalia; Rodentia; Heteromyidae
Product: allergen Fel d 4-like
Exons: 6
Coding region: 70-546 (158 amino acids)
Molecular function (GO): odorant binding; small molecule binding
Source: RefSeq, a predicted model, not a curated record